This is a messenger RNA of Aspergillus terreus NIH2624, 1569 nucleotides long. Its product is annotated as putative MFS allantoate transporter. The coding region runs from base 1 to 1569 and encodes 522 amino acids. Gene Ontology annotation, cellular component: membrane. The record is from RefSeq and is a predicted model, not a curated record. Gene Ontology annotation, molecular function: transmembrane transporter activity. The transcript is spliced from 9 exons. NCBI's taxonomy places the organism in Eukaryota, Fungi, Ascomycota, Eurotiomycetes, Eurotiales, Aspergillaceae. Gene Ontology annotation, biological process: transmembrane transport.
AUGGGUCUUGGCUCGCGAUUGGGAGCCUUUGCCGGCUCCAAGGACGACGAGGUCACGGAAACGCCGACGGCCUCGCACAGUGAGAAUCGCACCGUCGACCCGUCAUGGAAGGCGGCCAAGUCCAAGGACGGCGACACCGCCAUGGCGCUCUUCGAUGACCCCGACGAGCUCCAUGAGCCCGUGGACCCUGCCGAAGCGAGGCGCGUUCUGUGGAAAAUCGACUUUAUGAUCCUGCCGUACCUUGCGGUUUGCUAUGCGUUCUUUUAUAUUGAUAAGACGACGCUGAGCUAUGCGGCGAUUUUUGGCAUCGUCGAGGACCUCGAGCUCCAUGGGACGCAGUAUAGCUGGCUGAGUAGUAUCUUUUACUUUGGGUUUCUUGCGUGGGCUUUUCCGACCAACUUUAUGCUGCAACGGUUUCCAAUUGGAAAAUAUCUCGGGAUAAACAUCUUCAUGUGGGGCGUCUUCCUCAUGAUCCAAGCAGCCUGCCACAACUUCACUACGUUAGCGGUCCUCCGCGCGCUGGGAGGCGCCGCAGAAGCUUGCGCCGACCCGGCAUUCAUGCUCAUCACGAGUAUGUGGUAUACCCGGCGCGAACAGCCGGUGCGCAUGGGCCUGUGGUACACGGCGAACGGGUUUGGCAUCGCCCUGGGCGGAUUGCUGGGAUACGGCAUCGGCCAUAUCCGGGGCGCCCUUCCGUCGUGGAAGUACGAGUUCAUCGUCAUCGGCGCCCUCUGUUCGACCUGGGGUAUCGUCAUGUUCAUCUUCCUCCCCGACUCACCCGUCACAGCCCCCGGCUUGACGAAGAGAGAGCGGCGGAUCGCCGUCGAGCGUCUGCGGGAGAACCAGACCGGCGUCGAGAACAAGCAUCUGAAGCCGGCGCAGAUACUCGAGGCGUUUUGCGACUACAAGCUCUACUUUUUCUUCGUCCUGGGCAUGGUUUGCAAUAUUCCCAACGGUGGUAUCUCGAACUUCGGAACCAUCAUCAUCAAGGGCUUCGGAUUCUCGACGCUGGUGACUACCCUCAUGCAGGUUCCCUACGGGGUCUUGAUUGCCAUCUCGAUCCUGAUUUGCGUAUACCUGAAUGAUCGAUUCGAGAACAGACGCUGCGUCUUCAUUUUGAUCUUCCUCCUUCCUAAUAUUGCCGGGGCGUUUGGCUUGCGCUUCGUCCCGCUGGACCAGAAGGUCGGCCGGUUGAUCUGCUACUAUCUUACUGGACCUUAUAACGCCGCCUUUGUUUUGAUCCUGAGUAUGCAGGUUGCCAAUACGGCUGGUCACACCAAGAAGGUCGUUACCAACGCAGUCCUCUUCCUGGGAUAUUGUACCGGGAACAUCGCCGGCCCGUUCUUCUACAAAGACGAUCAGAAUCUUGGAAUCUGGUCCAUGAUCGUCUCGCACUUGAUCGAGGCCGUUCUCAUCAGUGUUCUAGGCUUGUUGCUCCGGUGGGAGAACAAGAAGCGAGACCGCAUCCAGUCGCAGAUGGAGGGGGGUCUCGAGGGCAGAGAUCUGGGGGCGACUGCUUUCAUGGAUUUGACAGACAGGGAGAAUCUGAAUUUUCGGUAUAUUUAUUAG